GUCCCUUUGAGACACACGCUUUGCCAUGGUUGGGAAUGGAGCAGAAUCGAGAGGGUCUGAACCCAUCCCUUUGUACCCCGCACCUUCUCCAUUGGGCCCAUGAGGACGAGACUCUGAGAGAGAGCAUCAUGGCAGAACAGGUGGCACUGAGCCGGACCCAGGUGUGCGGGAUCCUGCGGGAAGAGCUGUACCAGGGCAAUGCAUUCCACCAGACUGAUACACACAUAUUUAUCAUCAUGGGUGCAUCGGGUGACCUGGCCAAAAAGAAGAUCUACCCCACCAUCUGGUGGCUGUUUCGGGAUGGACUUCUGCCUGAAGACACCUUCAUUGUGGGCUAUGCACGCUCCCAUCUCACAGUGGAUGACAUCCGCAAACAGAGUGAACCUUUCUUCAAAGCCACUCCAGAAGAGAGGCCCAAGCUGGAGGAGUUCUUUGCACGUAACUCCUAUGUGUCCGGCCAGUACAACGAUCCAGCCUCCUACCAGCACCUCAAUAGCCAUAUGAAUGCCCUCCACCAGGGGUCACAGGCAAACAGGCUCUUCUACCUGGCCUUGCCCCCCACUGUCUACGAGGCUGUCACCAAGAAUAUCCGUGAGACCUGCAUGAGCCAGAUAGGCUGGAACCGCAUCAUUGUGGAGAAGCCCUUCGGGAGAGACCUCCAAAGCUCUGAACAGCUGUCCAACCACAUCUCCUCCCUGUUCCGCGAAGACCAGAUCUACCGCAUUGACCACUACCUGGGCAAGGAGAUGGUGCAGAACCUCAUGGUGCUGAGAUUUGCCAACAGGAUCUUUGGCCCUAUCUGGAACCGGGACAACAUUGCCUGUGUGAUCCUCACCUUCAAAGAGCCCUUUGGCACUGAGGGUCGGGGAGGCUACUUUGACGAAUUUGGGAUAAUCAGGGACGUGAUGCAGAACCACCUCCUACAGAUGCUGUGUCUGGUAGCCAUGGAAAAGCCUGCCUCCACUGACUCAGAUGACGUCCGUGACGAGAAAGUCAAGGUGUUGAAAUGUAUCUCAGAGGUGAAGGCCAAUAAUGUGAUCUUGGGUCAGUAUGUGGGAAACCCCAAUGGAGAAGGUGAGGCCACCAAAGGGUACCUGGAUGACCCCACAGUGCCUCGUGGGUCCACCACUGCCACCUUUGCAGCUGUUGUCCUCUAUGUGGAGAAUGAGCGGUGGGAUGGGGUGCCUUUCAUCCUGCGCUGUGGCAAAGCACUGAAUGAGCGCAAGGCUGAGGUGAGACUACAGUUCCACGAUGUGGCUGGUGACAUCUUCCACCAGCAAUGCAAGCGUAAUGAGCUGGUGAUCCGUGUGCAGCCCAACGAGGCUGUGUACACCAAGAUGAUGACCAAGAAACCUGGCAUGUUCUUCAACCCUGAGGAGUCAGAGCUGGACCUGACCUAUGGCAACAGAUACAAGAAUGUGAAGCUCCCUGACGCCUAUGAGCGCCUCAUCCUGGAUGUCUUCUGUGGGAGCCAGAUGCACUUCGUGCGCAGUGAUGAGCUCCGGGAGGCCUGGAGGAUCUUCACACCACUGCUACACAAGAUUGAUCACGAGAAGCCCCAGCCCAUCCCCUAUGUUUAUGGCAGCCGCGGCCCCACGGAGGCAGAUGAGUUGAUGAAGAGAGUAGGCUUCCAGUACGAGGGCACCUACAAGUGGGUGAAUCCCCACAAGCUCUGAGCCCUGGGCACCCACUCCACCCACACUCCACCCCCCCUCCUCAGCCACCCUGUCUUUCCCACCUUCCCACCAUCCAACCUCACAUCAAGAGGACUGACCCCACAUUGGGAGGACUUCGGGACCAUAGGCCUCAGCUUCACAUUCCUGGCCCCAGGCUCAGGCCACUACUGUCUGCCCCUCGCUGUUGCCGCUGCUGCCACCAGAGCCCAGCUACAUUCCUCAACAACCAAGCACUUAAGACUUCUGCUGUGACUCGCAGGGCUACCACCAGCCCUAACUGAGCCACCCAUCUCUCCUCGGGACCUGAAACACCACCUCCCCUCAUUCCAGCCCCCACAGAAAGAAGGAGAAGAACAUCCUAUCAGUCUGUCCUAGGACUCCUCAGGACAGGAGUUAGGGACAGUGAGGGGCAGUUGCCAAACCCCACUCCCCAAUGGCUGUUGGCAAGCUCCUCAGAGCUUGGAGUGAAGUGGUCAAGUGUGUCUGUGUGAGAGGCCACCUAAGCCUCAGUGCCACUCAACAUUCCUGGUCACCAGCUGGAAGGAAAUCUUGUGCUGCACAGCAACAUCUUGGCCCCCCAGAGGUCCCUUCUCACCAGCUCUGCACUCCAUGGCCACCCUUACCCCACCCACAGGCAGUUUCCCUGCCCCAGGAAAGGUAGAAGCAACAACUGUGAUCCCCUACCUCAACCCCUGCCAUUAAAUCCUCAAACAGCCCCAUCUGUCCCCUUGUCAUUACCCCCUUUCCCCAAAACCAUGGAGAAGAAAUAUGUAACUUUCCCACUCCCCAUGUUGCAUGCUAAGUUCCACCCCAGCACCUGCGCCAGGCCUCUCCCUUAGCCUCCUUACCUCUGACAUCUCCCACCAUGCUGCAGCCGUGGACCUGACUGGGUGUGAAACACUUGUUCCCAUCAGUCUGUUCCACUCCACAGGUGUUUGUCAUCAAGACCAACUUGCAGGGCUGGUAGACUGGCUCAAGUGGUAGAGCACCUGCCUAGCAAGUGUGAGACCCUGAGUUUAAACCCCAGUACCACCAAGAAAAAAAAAAAAACGGCUUGUAGUACAAGGCCAGGUCACAAUUUUCUUUCACCUUCUACACGAAUAUUUCUACCACUUUUAUUGUAAAUGCAAGCGGGCCAGCUAGCCAGCCUCCAUCCCCAGCGUCCCUGUCUCACCCAAGGUCAUUUCAGGCAACACUGCCAGGAGAUUUGGUGGAUUUUGUGACUGACCUCAGUGGCCAAGGGGGAAGUACUAGACAAAAGCAAUGCCCAGCUUUCUGAACUGGGCAGCAGCUGAAGGGCGAGAGAUCUGAGGUUGCCCAGUCUGCCUGUGUUAUCUUCCAGAGGUGGCCAUUAACAAAGCA
Messenger RNA from Castor canadensis (American beaver), 3038 nucleotides. It is a transcript of the gene G6pd, whose product is annotated as glucose-6-phosphate dehydrogenase. The record is from RefSeq and is a predicted model, not a curated record. Gene Ontology annotation, cellular component: cytosol. Gene Ontology annotation, molecular function: NADP binding; glucose-6-phosphate dehydrogenase activity. Gene Ontology annotation, biological process: glucose metabolic process; pentose-phosphate shunt, oxidative branch. Lineage: Eukaryota; Metazoa; Chordata; Mammalia; Rodentia; Castoridae.